Molecule: messenger RNA, 6398 nt
Organism: Meriones unguiculatus (Mongolian gerbil)
Lineage: Eukaryota; Metazoa; Chordata; Mammalia; Rodentia; Muridae
Product: tetratricopeptide repeat protein 41-like
Exons: 15
Coding region: 2438-6379 (1313 amino acids)
Cellular component (GO): Cul4-RING E3 ubiquitin ligase complex
Molecular function (GO): protein binding
Source: RefSeq, a predicted model, not a curated record
CAGCUCAAAGGAACACCCAUUUAUUGUUUUGCAUGGGAUCUGCUGAUCUGAAAUCCAGACACACUCUGAUCUGUUUGGUCUCACUGUUUGGUCCUGCUUCUACUUCCUGAGUGCUGGGACUACAGGGCUGAGCCACCCAUGCCAGGACUUGCUCUCUUUCACCUAUCUAUCUAUCUAUCUAUCUUUUUUUUUUCUUCUCAUUUCUUUUUUAAGACAGGGUUUUUCUGUGUAGCUCUGGCUUUGUAGACCAGGCUGGCCUUGAACUUACAGAGCUCCGCCUGCCUCUGCCUCCCUGAGUACUGGGAUUACAGGAGUGCACUACCAUGUCAAGCCUGUAGUUUUGUUUUGUUUACCUCUUGGCUUCUUUGGUUGAAAGUGAUUCCCAGAGAGUAGAUUCAUUAGAUCACUGAUUUUUGGUACUUGACCAUAUUUUUUGUUGUUAGUUUAUUUUUAUGGAUAUUUGUAUAAGCUUGCAUGCAUUUAUGUGCACCAUGCCUGAGCCUGUUGCCCUCAGAGCCUGGAAAAGGGCAUUGGAUCCUCUAGAACUAGACUUACAGAAGGUUGUGAGCGUCCAUGUAGGCCCUUGAAAGUGAGAGGAGGGGGAGGGCUGCGAAGAUGGCAAGCCCGAGGACCUGAAUUCAUUCCCUAGAACCCACUCAGAAAAGGUAGGCUUGGUGGCAUGUGCUUAUAAUCCCAGGAUUGGGGAGGUGGAGCCAGGCAGACCCUUGGGGCUCACUGGCCAACUCAGCCAGCAUCCAUGGCAACUUCUCAACCAAUGACAGAGCCUAUCUCAAAACUAAGGUGAAUAACACCGAAGGAACAGUAUUCAAGGUGAACCCCUGGCUUCUGCACACACAAUAGAGAAUACUAUAUUCCACACACACAUACUCCUUCACACUCAGAAAUGACCUCUGAUCACAUGGCAAUGAGAGGUGGUAGAUUUUUUUUUGCAAGGAUUGAUAAUUUAUUUCUACCCUCCUAUGUGAUAAGUGAGACUUCUGUUAAUAAAAUAUCCAUGGUGUUUAUUCUGUCAUCUUUUUAGAAUUUUUGGGAAAAAAAUGUGACAUUGAAAAAAACCUCUACAUUGCUUCUUGUUUGUUAUAAAACUCCUUAUAGGCUGGUGCUUUCUACACAUUGAUUUAUGGACUCAUCACACCUCAAGUCUUACCUCUCUGAAUAUGGAGACAUAGACACAUUCUGAAUCAGGCUGAUCUGUGUAUAAAUGUUGACCUUAACUAAGGGUAAAGGCACUUGCUCCCAAGUUGAUGACCUGAGUUCAUUCCCCAGAACCCACAUGAUGGAAGGAGAGAACUGGCUCUCAAAAGUUGCCCUCUGGCUUCCACAUGGUGGCUGUGGCACAUGUGCACACACGCAUACACACACAUUCCUGGACACCCACCAAUAAACGAAUAAGUAAAUUCAAGCAAGCCAGCAAGCCUGCCUUUUCUCUUGGUGUGACCUUGGAUGCACUGUUUAUCUGGUCCAGACUUUGCCCGUUGGUCUGUGUAGUAGGGUGGUGUUCCUCUUGUGGGGAUUAUUGAAGCAAUAGUCAAUGCAGAGGCUUAAUAGUUUGUUGUUGUUGUUUUUAAGGCAUGGGCUUACCAUGCUGUUAGGAGAUCUUAGGAGCUGUGUUAUACUUCGGAUAUGUUUUACUAUAUGUGAAAAGAGUAAAUAUAGUUUUAAGAAGUGAUCUUUGGUGUGGAAGUACGCUGCAUGAGAAGAAGCCCAUACAGUGAAGUCGUCUUAUAAUUAUUUUUAGCUCUCAGGAACAGCUGUGUCAUCAUUGGAGCAUGUUUAGGUAGCUUGGUAGGAUUAAAUUCCAGUAGGUGAGUAGACUGUUGUGUGAGUUUACUUAACUGCAGAUAAAAUCAGCAGGCUCAUAGAUGCAGACUUUCUUUGGCUGGUUUUUCCUGUGCUGACCUCCAGUUUAUACCUAUUUUCAUUCUUCAGCUACUUGUCAUGAACCUUCUGUGUCUCAUGUUGCUUCUCACUACAUUAGGGUCCAUUUGUAGACUUGCCUUCCUUUUCUUACUGUCAGCAUGUCACCUUGCAUUAAUGUUUCCAUUUCUAUGGGGCAGAGGUUGUGGUUGGCCAAAGGACCUGGGAUGGUGAGCGGGACUCUGGGGAAGGAGGGAGGCCUUGUGUCAUUUUACCAUCCAGCUUCCGACUUGUGAGUUCUUCAGCCAAAGCCUUGUGGGGAAUUGGGGGAAACACAAGCUGCCUGCGACCCUAAAGUCAAUCUGUCUUGCCUUUUCUACCCUUACUUUGUCUAGAUUGUUUAACUGGGACGUCCUUUCCUCAAAAGACAAUUUGUGUAAACCUGACCACUUAUUUAUAGCAAACGCAAUUAAGGAGACCUAAGCUGUGGGCCUUGGCAAUUGGGCCAGGAUGGAACUUGUUUUGUUCUAGGUGUGAUGUCAUCCCCAAGCAGCUUGUAAUGGAUAAGAACGCGAGUGAGACCGGAGAACUGAACAACACUCAACCCGUUUUAAAGUCCCACAAACCCAUCCAGCCUUAUAUCUGCUCCACUCUAGAUGAUUUUCAAGAAGAGAGAGACUUUUUGGCCAACAACAUCUUCCCUCGGCUGAAUGACUUCUGCAGCCCCCGGGGCACCUACUUCAAAGCUGUGGACCUGAGAUGGUCAGCCCUGAAGGCCCACAAAUCCUUCACUGCCAACCUGUUCCGACAGUACUCCUGUCUCCAUGCCCAGCACCUGAAGCUUUGCCUCGACUAUGUGGACAAGUGCUUCCCCUUCUUCAUCUGCCUGCUGGGGCAGACCUAUGGAGACUUCCUCCCUGACUACUCACCCUUCGUGUUCUCCAAAGUGAAGGACUUCUCGAGUUUAUCCAAGGGAGAACAGAAUCUAUACAUUGCUGCCAAAAAUGGUUAUCCUUGGGUCCUGAAGACUCCCAACUGCAGCCUGACAGAGUUUGAGAUCAUCCAAGCAGCAUUUCGGAAGCAAUCUCAAUUUCAAUUUUUCUACUUCCGGACCUCGAACGCACUGUUGAGGACUUUAAGUAAGGAAGAAGAAAAGAUGUCCUCAGCUUCUCUGUUUUUGCAAGAGGGAAAACAUAAGGUUGGAAAACUCAAGGCUAGGAUCAUUGGUAAAGGGCUUCCAGUCCGCUUCUAUAGAGACCUGGAUGAGUUGGGUGAUCUGGUGUUCAAGGACUGGUCGGCCGUUGUGGAAAAGCUCUACCCAGUGACUACCAUCACAGAAAACAUAGACUAUAGACACAGUUUCGAGCAUUUGUAUCAUGAAGAGUUUACUGAAAAGUGCAAGCAAGUGUUUGUUAUUUCCAAGGAAUCCAGCAGAACAUUUGACAUACUGGAAAGAUUUGCCUUAAAGAAUGCUGAACUUGAAUCUGAUGGUACCAUAGCAAAUUCAGGGUUAGACUCCAUUCUCAGAAUAAAUUCUCUUCCAACUUACAAGUCUAUCUUGCUCUUGUCUGGGGAACGUGGCUGUGGGAAGUCUACUCUGAUCGGCAACUGGGUCAGUUAUUUCAAAAAGAAGUAUCCCGGAGUGUUGCUGAUCCCGUACUUUGUGGGAAGCACAUGUGAGAGCAGUGACAUUAUGUCCGUGAUCCACUACUUCAUCAUGGAGCUGCAGGAUAGAGCCCACGGCCCCCAGCUUGAAAUCGAUUUUCUUAAUGAAGACUCAAACGUCUUGGUCUUUUCGCUUCUUGUAGAAGUGUUCAUGGCCUCCAUCAGCUUAAAGCCAUGUGUACUUGUGCUAGAUGGGAUUGAAGAGUUGAUUGGCAUUUAUGGGAUUUCAGGUCAGAAGGCAAAAGAUUUCUCCUGGCUGCCGCACUCACUCCCGCCUCACUGUAAAUUCAUUCUGAGCACUGUCUCCUCCAGUCUCUCCUGCAAGUCGCUGUGUGCCCGCCCUGACGUGAGGACUGUGGAGUUCUCCGGCCUGGGGGAUGAAGACACGAAGUUCAGCAUCUUCAGACAGCACCUCCCCAACACUGACAAAGAGCGGUUUGGGCAGAGGAGGUCCGUUUUGAGGAAGAAACCAAACCUGAAUCCCUUGAAGCUCUCGAUCAUCGCCAAGGAGCUGCAGGAGUGCCGAAUCUACCGCAAUGAGUUCCAGUGUCUGAGGGAGUACCUGGAAGUGGCCUCUGUCCCGGAGCUCUGGGAGCUGAUUCUCAAACGCUGGGUUGAAGAUUACGGUUGGAAUUUGAAGCAUAAAGAGGGAAGCUUGGCCACUGUGGCUUCAGGAAAAGGGCUGAGUGGCUGGGUGGCAGACGCGCUGUGCUUGCUCUGCAUCUCCCACUGUGGGCUGGCUGAGGAUGAGCUGCUCGAGCUUUUGGACAUGCUGGGCUACAAGAACCAACAGAAAGUGACGACAGUGCACUGGGCAGCUUUCCGCAACGCCACCAAACACUGGAUCCAGGAGAAACCCAACGGCCUCCUCUACUUCAGCCACCAGUCCUUACGGAACGUGGUGGAGUACAAGCUGCUGGGUGUAAUCACUCCAGUCAGAGAGAGCAGUCCAAAUGAGUCCCAGGACACCAUGAAUCACAAGAAGGCACAUUUCCACCAGGUCCUGAUGAGGUUCUUCCAGCGGCAAACCCUUUUCUGGAGAGUGUAUCAGGAGCUGCCGUGGCACAUGAAGAUGAGCAGGUCCUGGGAAAGCCUAUGUGGCUUCAUCACGAGCCCUGGUAUCACAGAUUUCAUAUCAAAAAUCCAAAACCCGAGUUUGUGGACCAGGCUACACCUCAUCCAUUACUGGGAUGUGCUGCUGGAAGCUGGCAGUGAUGUAUCUGGGGCUUUUCUGGUCUCUGCUGCCAAGAUAGAAUCUGAACAACACCAGAAAAUGAGGAAGCGACCCACACUCUCAGUGCUGGAGUGCAGCCUCUCCCAGAUUACUGCUGCUGAUAAAUGUAGGAUAAUAUUCUUUAUUGGAAGUUUCCUGAAGUUUAUGGGCAAGAUCAAUGAAGCAGAGAGGCUGUUGUUGAUUGUUGAGGACAUGCUACUGAAGAACCCAUCCAUGAUAGAAAUGCUGUUCAAGGCUCAGAAUGCCAUUGGAGAAUUAUAUCUUGAAAUCGGGAUGACUCAGAAAGGACUGACAUAUUUUCAAAAAGUGUGGUCAAAUCUGCUGCAAUUUACACUAAGUGACCUAAAAACUAACCAGGAGCUGAUGAAGCAGAAAGUCAAAGUGAUGUAUAACCUGGCAAAAUCGGCACCUGAGUACUUCUUAAAAGAAAAUCAUAUUUUGGAAUAUGCUACUGAAAUCUCCAAGUACAUGGCUGAUAAUACCCGUGAUCAAGCUACCAUGAAAUAUACUGAAGGUGUUCUCAUGUUGGUUGCUGGAAAUGUGCCCCUUGCACAGCUGAACUUUCAAGAGUGCUUAAAUAUCAGAAAAAGUCUAUUUGGCAAUAAAAGCAUACUAGUUGGAGAAAUUAUGGAAUUUUUAGCAGAUUUGCUUUUUUUUUCAACAGAAGAUAAGGAAAACUCUCAAAGGAAGCAGGCGAUUGAAUAUUAUAAACAAGUAAUAAAAAUCAAGGAGAAUGCAGAUUCUUUGGCCAUCUGCAAGCUUGUCAAGAAGCAGCUGAGCAUAAGCCUCAGCGACACCUUGUGUAAACUAGGUCAGCUGUUGUCAGGUGGCUUCUGCCAUAAUGCCAUAAUGGAGGCAGUUGGCUAUUUGUAUAGGUCACUUGAUUUAAGGUCAACUCACCUGGGCUCUUCUCACGCUUCAAUCCAGGGAAUACUACACCUUCUAAGGGAAAUUCAGAGGUUCCGGGGCAGGAGGUGUUGGCCUCAAGGCAUGAGCCAGCUAUACCCUGAAGGAACUAAGAAUUGCUUUUUCUUAUGGGAGAACUUGCCGAAGUUAGACUUCUGCAGCGCUCAGAGUUCUGACACGGUGAACAGUGCAAUGUGUAUGAAAAUAAGUAAGCUGCAGACAGCUAAAAACACAGAGAUUUUGGUUUUAGAUAAAGCAGCACUAUAUAUUCCUGGCAGAGGGAAGAAGACAUUGACUCCGAUUCUCUGCACGUCUGCUGAGGGAAAGACACAACAGAAGGCACAACAUACUCAAAUGUGGUAUGCUCCAAGAAAGCAGACUUUGAGGAAGAGGAGAGACUACCCCAUGAAGACGUUAUCUCUUGGCGAAAAGAAUGGCUUAGUACGACUUUCAAGGCAGAGACUUUUUUCUGCUGAAUGUGAGGGUGGAGAUGGCCCAAUCACUGCGAUCUACCAUCAACCCCUGAAAACAACUCUUAGUGCAAAUCCCUGGGAGUCCAUAUCUGAGCUCAUAUCAGAAAAAUGGCUUUUUCACAGCCCCCAGUACAGCUUCAUACCUCAGAAGUCUGUAUUGCCGAAAAGAUCUCAAAUAGAAUCAAAAUGGCUGAAGAUCUCAAGUGAUACUGAUAAGGAAUAAAAAUUUUGGGGCUCUUGUA